This is a messenger RNA of Nylanderia fulva, 2938 nucleotides long. It is a transcript of the gene simj, whose product is annotated as transcriptional repressor p66-beta simjang. Gene Ontology annotation, cellular component: NuRD complex. The record is from RefSeq and is a predicted model, not a curated record. Gene Ontology annotation, biological process: negative regulation of transcription by RNA polymerase II. NCBI's taxonomy places the organism in Eukaryota, Metazoa, Arthropoda, Insecta, Hymenoptera, Formicidae.
GUCAGCCGUCAUUCGGCAAGCUCCGCUCCGGUCGUGCCGUCGUUACUCGAGCGCGUGGCUUCCUCCUCGGCUCUUUCUCUCUUUCUAUCUCGCGGAAGAUCAUCGGUGCGCGUAAGUGCGUGCGUGCAUGCGUGGCGUGCGUCCCGAUAACGGGGAGAGUUUAACAUGUGCCGGAAUGUCACGCGCGAUCGCGAGUCGGUAAAUCCGCUCGUACGUCGCACCGAGGGUGUACAGUAAGUGGACGACGACGACGACGACGGCGGCCGGAUCCAGGAUCGAGGAGUACACUGACCGCGGGUGCAGGAUGAUACGCGUGUCAGGUGAAUGAAAGCGUGUGCGUCCGUGACGAACAUCAUCAUCGGGGAGCGUUGCUUUAUUUCGUCGCCGAGUGACCGGAAGUGUGCGCGCAUUUUUUUUUUUUCAUCGGGAAUCGAGUGACGUAGAAGAAGUGGAGGGGAAAGGAAGAAGAAAAAAAAGCGACGAACGCCGGCAACGCGCGCGCGCGCGCAUUUCGUUCUCUCUCUCUCUCUUUCUCUCCUUGUUCUCGUUCUAUCUUUCUCUCCGCGUCCGUAUGAAAAAUAUUCGUUCCACAGUUUUGCGCGUGUGUAUGUGUCGCGGGAUAGGACGUCGGCCCUUCGCCAAGGAGGACGUGGGGCGAAAUUCGGCAGCAUCGGCCCCGUCGACCCACGCGAAUUCGGAUCAACCCCGAGGCUCGACUUUGUAGAGUGACCCCCGAACGGGAGAACGGACAGAGGCCAUGGAUGUGGACGGAGAUUCGGUGGUGGACCUGAGCAUCAGCAGCAGUGGCAGACGCAAUUCCCCGUCCCUUUCGGUAAAUUCUGGAGAUAUCCCGUUAGACCUGGGGAUUCAUCUUCACACUGCUCUUAGUCCUUCGGAGAAUGAUAUGCUAGAGACUCGUAAUAUACAAAAUGCGACACGAGGUAUUUUGGCUCCUAAACGAUCGCAUGGGGACGAACGCAAGCCACGUCGUAAUCUUAGACCUAGGAUUGAGAGAAGUUAUGCUGAGAGUCCUGAUGAACCUAGAAUAAAUGGAUAUUUAAAUGGAAAUGCAUCGGAUAGUGAUGAAGGUGAGAUGCCUCCAUUAUUACCGAUCAAGGAAUUGUCAACCGAUGAGCUGGCUGAACGUGAAAGGGUGCUGAGGAAGUACAAGGAGGAACUCAAAUCAGAAGAGAUGAAACUGGUACUUCUAAAGAAAUUACGUCAAUCCCAGCAACAGCUUAAGGAGAAUAUUGCGACAGUGCCAAAGAUUCCCAGCAAAUUACCACCACCAGUGACGGUGCAGCAAGUGCCCCACAGAGCUGGGAAAGCUCCACCACCCUUGCUCAGAGGCCAACCCGCACCAAGCAGAAGUAGCAGUUUACACGCUCCACCACCUGGCAUGGUACUUCCUCCUACGGCUGGUCGAAAUACCAUUCCUAGUACAGGGAUGCCUCCGAAUAUGGUGAUACCGCAACCUCCUCAUCCUAGAGGGAGACCACCUAGUGUAGCGGCUGCGACUGUGUCAAGUUAUCAUGCACCAACGGAUAGAACAGAGAGGUCCACAAAAGAUCCAACACCUGCCCCUGCGCAUCAAGUAAGUAAGCUGCUUGCUGGAUCGCAAGAAAAUAAAACCACCGCAUCCUUAAGCACACCUGUGAAUUCGGAACAGGAGAGAACAACACGGGACGAGACACCUGCUCAACGUCAAGCAGCUGCCAAGAUGGCCUUAAGAAAGCAGCUCGAGAAAACAUUGCUACAAAUACCGCCGCCGAAACCGCCGCCCCCGGAGAUGCACUUUGUACCAAAUCCCUCCAAUACGGAAUUCAUAUACUUGGUCGGUUUGGAACACGUGGUCGAUUUUAUAACAAGGGAACCGGCCAUACCGCCACCGCCCGAACCGUUUGAGUGCUCGCAAUGCAAAACAGAUUUCACGCCAGUCUGGAAAUGGGAGAAACCCAUGCCCGGUGGUAAGAAGGAUAGUCCCAGGGGGCAACAUGCGACCUUCCAACGGCCGUCAGCGGGUCGCGACCCGCGGGUUAUAUGUGAACAUUGUGUGACCACCAAUGUUAAGAAAGCACUGAAAGCAGAGCACACUAAUCGAUUAAAAACUGCUUUCGUCAAAGCGCUACAACAAGAGCAAGAAAUAGAACAAAGAUUAGCGCAGGCGCCAUGUCCGAGUCCAGAUCCUCCGGCUCCGAAACCAGUUCCUAAGGCGGCUACUCCUACGAGAAGAGUAGCCACGCCGCCUGCACCGCCGCCACAGGUACCACCGGCACCCACGUUAACGCCGACACCUCCAGCACCAAAGUUACAAGAACAUCCCUUGGUGAAACUGGCUGAAAGUGGGAAAUUUAGUCCGCAUCAUGCAGCUGCCGCGGCUGCCUUGCAACAACAAUUGCUCAGAGAAUUGACGAAGAAUCCGGUGCCAGCUAUAUCGCCGCAUCAACCGCUUCCCGCUCACAUGAUGCCGCAUUUUACCUCCAUUGCCGCUUUAUAUCCGUAUCAAUUAGCGAUGGCGCAGGCUGCCGGUGGCAAAGGUCUCGUAGAGUUACAACGACAGGCGGCGGAUCUCCAACGUCAAUAUCUGCUCGAUAUGAUUCCGUCGCAAGCAUCCCAAGCGCAAGGCAAUCAGGCACCGCCGCGGGCUCAUCCGCACAACUGGAAAACGUAACCGGACGCAUCUAAGGGAUGAUACAAACGAUAAAAUUAAAAAAUCAGACGUUACUAGACGUGCGUGUAAUGAAAAGAAUUUAAAGUGGUAGCUGAGAGAGAUCCGGUAAAAAAAAGUGUGCGGCGCUUCUGGAACGGUUAUGCUGUGUACCGAUCGCAGCGAUUAAUGUCUCGGUUAAGGAAGCUCAACUUGAUACAGGCAAGCAAGAUACGAGAGACAUUUCGUUAGUAUUGUAUAAAGAAUAAUAACCAUUGUGAAUAUUGUCAA